Paramecium tetraurelia is the source of this 1737-nucleotide messenger RNA. RefSeq lists its product as uncharacterized. The record is from RefSeq and is a predicted model, not a curated record. NCBI's taxonomy places the organism in Eukaryota, Ciliophora, Oligohymenophorea, Peniculida, Parameciidae. The transcript is spliced from 5 exons.
AUGGAUCCUUUGCCAUAAUUCGCAGGAGAUGAUUAAUAAAUAACUUAUCUAUUCGCAUGGGGACGCAACAAAGAUGGAGAAUUGUCCAUUGGCAAUCAAAAGAAGUGUAAUGCUCCUAAGGCAGUGCAAGGGUUGAAGAAUCAGACAGUGCAGUUGAUUAGUUCAGGUUCCAACCAUUCAGGAAUAGUAACCCAAGAUGGUUAACUCUUUAUUUGUGGAUCUGCAUUACACGGUAAACUUGGUUUUGAAGAUGCCAAUCAACCAUCCUACCCUAAGUUCUUACUCGUCCAGGCCAUGAAAGGAUUGUUUGUAACUCAGGUGGCCACAGGAGAUUAUCAUACCUUGUGUUUAUUGGACAAUGGAUAGGUUUAUGCAUGGGGAGGCACUCUUCACAAAAAGCUAGGUUCUAAGGCAGGCAAACCAGCCAGGAUUGAAACCUUGAAACAAACCAUUGUGUAGAUUGGGUGCGGUGAUUUUCAUAGUGCAGCCUUGAGUGCUAAUGGAGAUCUAUAUACUUGGGGAGGAGGAGGCAGAGAUUAUAACCGAGGUUAAUUGGGUCAUGGUCAUUUAAAUGAUGUGGAGACACCCUAAAUAGUAAAGGACAAUAUAGUUAAAUUCAGUUGUGGAGGUUAUCAUAUGAUGGCAUUGGAUAAGGAUGGAGAAUUGUGGUCUUGGGGUUCUGGGAUGUAUGGAGAAACUGGUCAAGGCGAAUUCUAAGAUAGUUUAUUACCCAAAAAGGUGAAAAUCAAUUUCAAUUAAAAACACAUCAUCAUCGACGAUAUCUUUGUCUAGAAUAAAUAAGAAUCAACCAUCAAGGAGAUUAGUCUAGGUGGACAUCACAGUUUGUUGUUGUCGAAUAAAGGAAUUGUUUAUGCUUGUGGAUAUGCUCAACAUGGACAAUUGGGAAUUAAAGCUACUGAAAAUUAAAACAAAUUCUAAUUAGUUAUUGGAAUAUCUGGAAAGACAAUAGUGUAGAUUGCAGCUGGAUGGAACCAUUCAAUUGUGUUGACAAGUCAUUCUGAUGUUUAUACUUGUGGACACAAUUAGGCAGGACAACUUGGAGUUGGGGAUUAUGAAAGCAGGACUUAAUACACGAGAAUUAACUUUUUGGAAUAAAGAAGAAUUAAAUAAUUAUUUGCAGGUGGCAAUCAUUCUUGGGCAUUAAUUGAUUAUAAUUAACCUAGGAUUGAUGAUUAUUCACCACCCUCGCCUUUAAAUGAAGAGGUAAAAAUUGAAAACUUUACUUAACCUCUUGAUCAAGGUCUUUAAGAUUUGGAGAUAGUGAUUACUGAAGUGAAAUUGCAUCAUAGAUUCGUCAAGAUUUAGGUUCCUGCUUAAUUUUAGACUACAAUUCAAGCCAAGAUUAAUGAUUACUUGAACUUUAUGCAGAAAGACCCUAAUACAAAGUUGAGUAAAUUUUAGAAUGAUGCUCUUGCCUUGGGAGUCAAAGAAGAUAAUAACAAAUUGUCAUUUACUAUAAUGAUGAUUAUGGAUCUGUCUUAAUAUAAAAUGCCAUUUGAGGAGUUGGAUGAGGGCAAGGUGAAUCAGAUUGGCAAGCAGUUUGUUGUGAAGAGAAGUGCUUUCAAUAAAAACCCUAUUUACGAUUGGAUUGCACAGGCGGAGAAGAUUAUGAAUAUUCCAGGCAUCCAAAUCAAAUUCUUGGAACUUAGACCAUAGCAAUGAUACUUAUGAAUAGAUAAACUGUAUUAUAAUCUUUACAUUAAUGUUUCCAGAUAA